Ixodes scapularis (black-legged tick) is the source of this 3609-nucleotide messenger RNA. Its product is annotated as sphingomyelin phosphodiesterase 4. Gene Ontology annotation, molecular function: sphingomyelin phosphodiesterase D activity. The record is from RefSeq and is a predicted model, not a curated record. Gene Ontology annotation, biological process: ceramide biosynthetic process; glycerophospholipid catabolic process; sphingomyelin catabolic process. Lineage: Eukaryota; Metazoa; Arthropoda; Arachnida; Ixodida; Ixodidae. The transcript has 16 exons. Bases 502 to 2994 code for a protein of 830 amino acids.
AAUAUUCGGUAAGUUUUAUACAUUCCACUGCACACCGCUUCAACACAACAAUGGGAGAACGCUAAAACAUGAUAAGUACCCGUUAUGAUUCGCUAAUCGAAAAUGGGACGCCGACAGUAACGACUUCAGCGAGGACUUUCUGGUUUGGUUUCCAUGCUCGAAAUUCUGGUCUGCUCCGCUUCGGCGUGCAUUCCCAGUUAGCACAUAUCUUCGACUGUUGGCUUUCGGCGCGUGCUUAUUGAGGAAGCUGGAGACACUAGCUCAAGUUUCGGCCUUGAUUGACCGGCAAAGUGAACUCGCUUCCGGUUUAAAUCUACCGCUCGUGCCCUACAAGGUAUGCGCGUCGCGGUGCAGCUGACAGCGGCUUUGCAUUGGCCGUCGCUACCCGACGAAUUUCCGGUGCUCCCCCGCAGAAUCUCGCACUCGCACACCUUGGAGUUCUACCGCGUUUAUGCCGAUGUGCUCGGUUGUUGAGAUCCUGACGGCAAGAAAGCAGGCGUCAUGCUGCGGAGUUGGACUUCAGGGUUGUUUUUCUCCGAUCCGCCCGGUCCCGUUUGUCAGGAUCGUGUGGUGGCUGCUCUGGACAGGUUUCCCCUUGAGAAGCGAUGUGCCGAGCUUGUCCACCUCUUCCAAGAACUUUCUCUCAAGGAAUUGCAGCACUACCUGCCGAUGCUGGUGGAGAGCAUCUUCGGCUUUGGGGCCCAGCUUGGCUGGGGCCUGAGGACCUUGGUGCAUAGAGACCACCCAAACGACUUCUCGGCCGUGCGCUUCUUCCUCGGGCCGCAGGGACCCCUGCUCAGCGUCCUGUAUCGGCUGCUCUCCGACGGGAGCCUCAAGUAUGACUUCCCCGUGGGCUGCCUUCCCUCUGCCACCCAGAAAGCCCUCAGUGAGGGUGUAAUUCCACCACUGUACGCUUCCAAGAUCUACUCCACCGGCAUCGGGAACCUGCAGUCAUCACUGCAGCUCAAUGCAUUUGAAUUCUACAUGUUUCAUUUUGCGUACCAUGUCGUCAACCCAAACCACAAUCAGGGGAACACUGGCGACAUUGGAGGUGGUUCCGAUGCCGUGUACCUGUCGCUGCUGGAGGCCUACCUCCAGUUCUACCUGCCAACCGACCGCAGCAGUUUCCCCGCCCUGCCUGGCUACUUCCCCAUGUCCUUUACGCCCCAGCUGAGUCCGCUGUACCCGGAACCCGACCCCUUUGGAUCUCCGCGCACCUCGACCCCCUUUGCCCCGGAACAGCCCCCGCAGCUGUACCAGCGCCGCAGCCUGCUCAAGCAGGGACUGGGGGGUCCCCAGGGGUCCCCCGUCUCCCCCGCUCGGCAGAGCCCUUUGGGGAGCGCACCGGGGUCACCGGGGGGAGAGGCCUGGUGCUCCGAGACUUUCCUGGUGCUCCUAGUGGAGUUCUGGCUGGGCAGGCAGAGCCCCAGGCCCGCACCCCAGACCGUCACCGCCGUGGGGUCCUUCCACCACAGCAUUGCGCCGGCAGCGGACAGCUUUCUGCCGAACGUGGACCAGAUGCGCAUGGUGCGGUCCCUGGUCAAGUACCUGCACUUCUUCACCAACUGUGACCCUCCCCAGCCGGCCACCAUCUAUCCGUGCACUAUCCCCGGACCUUUGGACGACCUCAGGAGCAAACUGAUCCCACAGCUGCUGAGAAAGAAGCUGUACAUCUUCCUGAAGCAAGCUCUCACCUCUUGGCCAUUGGAUGCAUCUUUCCGAUUGCCUCUGGAGACCUGGCUGAGUUUUCUGCAGCCCUGGAGGUAUGCCUCCGUGUACAGUAGGGACUGUGAGCAAGAGGAGCGACUGGUAGAGGGCCGCUGGCAGCCCUUUGUGCAGGAGAACCUGCUGUUCUACACUGCCCUGUUUGGUGUUCUGUUGCCGCGCUUCUUCCGCAUGGACCUGGCCAGCCGACGCAACUCCUUCAUGCUCUACAGGGUUACCAAGGUCCUGUCGCAGGAAAACCUUGCUUCCAUGAUCAUGGAAGCGGAAGGCAGCAUGGGCGGGAGCAGCGUGCCCAGCUCGCCCCAGCUGGGGGCCAGCACCCUGCUGCGGCGGGCUGUGAGCGCCACAACUGCCAACGUGGUGCGUCAGCAGAUGGGGGACCUGGAAGAGCCCGGCUUCGUCUACCAGCCCAUGUUUGGCGAGGACGUCCGCUCCAAGGUGAAUCAACUUGUGCGGUUGCUGUCCCAGGCCUGGCAGGCACUGGACAUAGAGCGCCAGGUCCAUGGGCCCCAGGAGUCUGUCUCCUGGUGGGGCCGUCUGGGGACAUUCCUGGGGGCCUGGGGUCCCCAGGAUGAGGCACUGGAGCUGCGACGCACCCUCUCCUACCUUCAGUCGGCCACCAAUGACCUCUGCCACCUCUUCAAGCUCCAGUUACCGUCCAUCUCGAGCCUCGGAUCAACGACGCUCGACUCCCCCUUGACACGGUCCGAGCCGGGGAGGGACGUGGCGGACUCCCGAGACCUGAGCUUCCUCCAACGGAGCGUGCAGAGGGUGGCCAGACAGAGGCCCUGCAACGUCGGCUACCAGGGCAACCCAGACACCCAGCCGAUCCGUAGCUACGAGAUCACCUUUCUCGUCCGGAUUCUCCACGCCCUCUCCUGCUACCUCAACGACAAGUACGGUCCGGUCAUGCAGGCCCUGUACCAGGGGGACAGCUUCUCGGGCCACCUGGCCAGGCAGCUGCUCUGCCCGCCCACGACCUACCAGAGGGUGACCAAGACCGGAGGGGAUCGGGCCCCUGUACGUGAGACAAUCCGCCUUCCCCCGAGGGUCUGCCUCAGGCCCCUGGCCCAGAAACAGGGCCUCGGCUUCCUGGGGUUCCUGCUCUUCUUCGCCUACACGUGGGGCUACAGCCCCCUGCUGGUGGCCUUCUUGGGACUGGUGUGGUUAGCGCUGCUGACGUUUGCGAGGGCGACGGUGUCCUGGGGACUGCGCGGGUUUUCCUGGUCCUCGGUGUCGUCGUCCCUGCGAGAGCAUCUGCACAGCUGAAGUGCAGCGGUGCGUCCCUUCAUCUGUUGUACCGGUCCGUGCGUCGACACUUCCAUUUCACCUUAUGGUGGACGCUAGCAGCACUAGGAGACAUCCCGGCCAAUCCAGCACUGCGAAUGUGUUGCACGACCACUCCCGAAAGUCGCGUGGCACUCGCAGUGCGCUGGAUUGCCUCAGGUGACCCAAAGCGUGUCCUCUGUGGUCCGUCGUAAGGUGGAACGGGCUGUAUCUGGCUGAAACGUUUCAUGAAGUGCCUGGGAGUAGUGCAUGUGAGGUGUAUGGUGUAUGAAGGAGGCGGGCUUACUGGGUAGAAAUUUGGGCAGGCAUCUUUUCUGCUGUUCAACUCUUAUCUCAAGCUGGCAUAGAGUGUGCCAUACACAGGUAAGAUGUGGGGUUUUAUUUUUUUACCGUCUUCCGGUGCCUUAUUGAAUAUCUGGCAGCAAUAAGGGCUAGAAUGUGUCGCUUAUCUCUUGAAUCUCUUGAAUGGAAUAGAGUGCAGCAAAACUGAGAUUAUGUUUUGCUGUUCUUAAACGGCUAAAUAAACGAUCGACGUGUUGAGAUCUUGAAAUGAACAGUCGACGUGUCAAAAACAAUAAAAAACAAGGAUGUUUCCCA